Strongylocentrotus purpuratus (purple sea urchin) is the source of this 2199-nucleotide messenger RNA. Its product is annotated as putative inorganic phosphate cotransporter. Gene Ontology annotation, molecular function: transmembrane transporter activity. Gene Ontology annotation, biological process: transmembrane transport; monoatomic anion transport. The record is from RefSeq and is a predicted model, not a curated record. The coding region runs from base 18 to 1604 and encodes 528 amino acids. Lineage: Eukaryota; Metazoa; Echinodermata; Echinoidea; Camarodonta; Strongylocentrotidae. The transcript has 10 exons.
UGGUAUAUCUAUCAACCAUGGGUUCCUCAGAAUUGGGAAACCAAGGCGAGGGCGAAGACGUUAUCGGGCGAUAUGGGAACGACCCUGAUACGACGAGGGACGAUGUCGGCCAUGAUGACAGCGAGAGCUUGGCGCUCCUUGAAAAGAAACCGUUACUGCCGAAGGAAACCAUCAACCAAAGACAACCUCAAGGCAGAUGGUACGUUCCCAAGCGCUACGAACUUUUGUUCAUGGUCUUCAUUGGAUACGGAUUACUAUACGGAAUGCGCAUCAAUGUGAGCGUUGCCAUGGCGGCUAUGACCAACGCCACGUACACUACUGUGGAUCACGAUGGAAGCGAUAACCAGUCAGUGGAAACGUGCCCUAGACCCAACAUCUCUGCUGAGUCCACGAAUGAAAACGGCGAAUUUCUGUGGACAGCACACGAGCAGGAACUUGUGAUUUCUGGCUUCUUCUGGGGCUACUCCAUCUCCCAAAUUCCGUCCGGCUGGCUAACGGAUAAGAUCGGAGGUACUCGGGUGUUCGGCUUUAGCCUGUUCAUCUCCGGAAUAUGCAGUCUUAUUGGACCCGAGGCAGCCCGAAUGGGACCGCAGUUUCUGCUCGCCGUUCGGGUUAUUUGUGGCUUCUUCGAGGGAGGCACAAUGACGAGUCUGGGAUCCAUGUUUUCACGAUGGUACCCUGGCAUUCAAAGCUCACAUGCAUUUGCUGUCGCUAUGUCAGGUGCCAAAUUUGGAACUUUCUUAGGAACGAUAAUCUCCGGACUGUUAUCAAGUACAAGUUUUCUAGGAGGGUGGCCAUCAACGUAUUAUUUCUUUGGUACUAUCGCCGUCACGUGGGCCCUCCUCUGGGCUAUUCUGAUCUAUGAGAGUCCUCAUCUUCAUCCAAGGCUCUCCAGAGAAGAGUUUCACUAUCUCUCAUCAGCUGUCAUUACAGAAAAGACCAGUAAGGUUACAAUACCACUGAAGUCCAUAUUGAUCUCAAUACCGGUCUGGGCCAUCAUCAUUUGUGCCUUCGUGGGAACAUGGUCCAACAACACCGUUUUCACCAAUCAACCUAUCUACCUAAAACACGUGCAAGGCAUGAACAUAGAACUGAUUGGUAUUCUCUCAUCCAUCCCUUUCUUAGCCGAAGGAGCAAUGCUGGUUAUUUUUAGCAAAAUAGCAACCAAGCUCAUCGAAGAUAAAAUACUCAGUGUAGUUGUCACCAGGAAACUCUUGUCGUUCAUAGGUCAAGUACUUUCUGCUCUAUCAUUCCUGCUCUUGGCAUACGCAGGAUGCAACAGCGCCCUCUCCGUCGUACUCAUGAUCAGUGCAACAGGAUUCAAUGGCAUGUCUACCAGUGGUUACUUCGUAAACCUCAUGGACAUUGCACCCAGACUUGCGGGUAGCAUCAUUGGCUUCGUCAACACCGCAUCGGCCCUAUCUGGCGCGUUGACCCCUUAUAUAAUAGGCGUUUUCACGACAAAUCAGGCUGAUCUUCAUGGCUGGCAGAAUGUAUUCUUCAUUUCUAGUGGGUUGGCCUUGCUGGCAGCCCUGGUGUUCGUUAUCUUCGGCUCCGGGGAAGAACAAGAGUGGGCAAAACCAUCGAAGGAGGACAGUGUCUGAGGAUCACAAUCAUGGAUUUUUAAUAUCUAGCGCCUAAAAGCAGUUUUCAGGAGUCUCUGUUGGGAAAUCACAACAUCUACCAAUCGCCUCCUCUAGCCCCAAGAAUAUUAAUCAGUCCUACAGUUUGGUUUUAUGAUUUUGGCCCGAAUUCAUAAAGGAGUUUUAAAUUUUAACACAUGGUUUAACGCGUCACAUUACGUCAUACCGGUGAGCUAUAGCUUUCUAGCGCAGACGAUCGUACAGAUUUUGUUGACAAGUUCAUGGUGAAACGAAGUGAAGAGAGCACGACCAAGAAACGAACGAACCAACAAUUAACCAUUUCGAGGGGCAUUCGAUGUCUGAAGACCAUGUUAAGCUGGAUUUAUACAGUAUAUUGGUAGACAUAUUCUCAGAAGUUCCCCUGUCCAAUGCGUCACGACGCGUUUACUUCGGAUACGGUGGAAAUGCCAAUUAAUACGUGUACAAAUCUCGCACGCAGUUUAGUAGUAAAUAGAUUAUGUAACCUCAUCACUGUGAUAGUAAUCUGGAUUCUUUCUACCAAUGUACAUGAACAAAUAAUAUUACAUAAGAUUUAAAUUAUAUUAAAAAAACAUCG